Molecule: messenger RNA, 13143 nt
Organism: Xyrichtys novacula (pearly razorfish)
Lineage: Eukaryota; Metazoa; Chordata; Actinopteri; Labriformes; Labridae
Source: the annotation of a GenBank genome assembly
GAGGAGGAUGAAGAAACACUGUCUGCUGCCACAGGGAGAGAUCAGAGGGGCAUCCUGAAGUGUGUCUUAAUAUAUUACUGACAAGUGCCCAUUCAUUUACAUUCUAAAGUGGAAUUUGGAGUUUGACAUGUACACUGAAUACACGGCCGGAGAAGGUUAUUUAGAUAAAUUAUACUGUUCAAAGAAAAGCGGUAGCGUUCGAAAAGAAAUUCUUCUGGAAAUGAUAAAACGUCUAAUCUGGGUCGGAAGAUUCUCUCGCGACGUAAACCGUUGCGCAUUAUUCUGGCUUCGAUGUCGAUCGGAUUUUCAAGGAAUGGACAAUCCAUGUUCAACCGUUUCAUUGUGUGGGAGGAGACAUGUAGAAACCUCUGGGUCUCUUAUAGUAAACCUGUCAGCGAGCAGGUUAUGUUCACAGAGUAAGUUACCGCAGUAACUGACCCAGUGUUUAAGUUACCUCUCUUUCUGGAACGGAUAACUCAGAGUUUCCUAACUCAGAGUAGAUCAACUCAGAGUUAAGGAUUUAUUUCAGAGUUUGUUGAACCACCUACGUGAAACGGACCCCAGGUCUACACCAAACUCUUUCUUUGAUGUAUUACAAAGACCCAGCUUCAAGAUGGGAAAGACUGAGUCUCAUCUGUGUAAGACUCAUUGUUAACCCAUCUCAAACCAACAUGAGUGAAGCACUUUUUAGCAUAUUGGGUUCUUCCCUUUAAUAGGUGGAAACCUUGUGCAAACCCACUCUCGUUAGACAGCUACCCACUACCACACUACCUUCACGUGUCACCUGUGUGCCCCAAACACCAGGUAGUACAGAUUUGCAUUCACAUUCUUAUCAUUUUCUAAUGUUCAUUCUAGUUUUAUAUAUUUUCCUGUAUUGUUAUUUUUUGUGUGGAAAAGUGUGCAGUAAAGCUGCUUUGUAUAGUAGUUCUCUGGAGUCUGUGUAUUUUCUGUUGUGCCUCAAUUUUUAGGUGUGAGGGAAAUUUUCAAAGUAGUGAUUUUACUGUCAAAGCAUGGGGAUAUGGCGCCACCUUGUGGAAUGUUUACAGUAAAAACAAAGGCCAAAUGAAAUUAUAAUCAAUACUUUUAGAAUUAUUUUCAUCAAUCGAGUAUUGGUGGGCAUUGACAGUUUAGGACGAGCAGUAGUGAGCAAGUGUAGCAGAGGAGAAGACAGGAGAGAGAGGCCAUUGUUAGUGAGUGAAGCUAAAUGCUACAGGAGUAAACAAAGCUAACAACUAAAAGAACCAUCAAAGAGAUCACCAGAGGUGAGGAGAGAUAUAGCGCUAGGUGAAAACUAGCAAAUAUAAACACAGACGUGUAGACAGAUAACAGAUGUGUUGAUUAAAUGAAGAAAAAUAAUCUAUUUCACGAGAAAGCUAACAGGACACAAACGACGUAUCAUCAUCAUCUUCUUCUUCUUCUUCUUCUUCUUCUUCUUCUUCUUCUUGUAUUUCCGGCAGUUUCGACUCUACCAGGGGUAUUACUGCCCUCCACUGGUUAGACUCUCAUAUACAGUCGUGUAUCACACAAGAACUGUGAAAGUGCUGCCACUAUCUAGUGGUGGUUUUCGUAGAGGCCAAAGAACGAUUUACAAGAAAAGGAAAUCACUGUUUCAGGGUGAUUGCACCCGCAUAGCCCUGUACUAUGUUUGCCUGUAACAGCCUGUACAAGUCAUUAUUUAAUCUACAGUGUCCCAAUCUUUAUCUGCAUAUUUUAACAGAAUCUUUUUGGUUUCGUGAUAAUAAAUGUCUUUUUAAUUUUGGGGUAAAAAGAAAAAUGUGUCUUCCCUAUUCUGUUAACUAUUCCUCUCCACACAUUCUUCACUAUUCCUCUCGACACGCUUUUUAAUUUUUGCUCAAUCAAUCAAUCUUUAUUUAUAAAGCACUUUUCAUCCACAGAAUGUAGCACAAAGUGCUGUCCAUGCUGCCCAUAGGGAUCUUCACGUCUAUUUCUCAUUUCUUGAAGAUUGCUUUUGUAAUUAAGUCUGCUUUUUUAUUUCACUGUACCCCUGCAUGUCAGGAACCCAGCAAAACUCAGGACAAGCCCUUGAUCUGCCCCCUCCUGAAUCCAUUAAUGUGGCUGCAGAAUCAGAGCAGACCAGUACUCUGGAUAAUUUAGUAUCCUCUAUCCGCCACAAGGCCCAAAGGAUUGCCAGCAGUUCUGCAAUAAAAGCAGAGCUUUAAUUAAAUUUUUUUUAAUUAAAUUCGUACCCAAGUUAGUCCACAAAUACUCUAAAUCCUUCAGUAUCACUCUCUGGAUCCAGAUAUUCACCUGUUAAGACUUCCAGAUAGGACCUUUCGUCUUUAUUGAGUAGAUGUUCUACUUUAGGGCCUAUCCCUUCACUUGAUUUUUGAUUUAGAAAGGUCAAGUUAGCAUCCACCCCAUUGCUCAUUAGCUACAACCAUCUAUAAUAAAAGCCAGCAUACAGUGGGGAAACACUGGCCUGCAGGCUCCUCAGCACUGUGCUGCUCAUCUUAUAUUUUGAGCUCAGAGCUCUCUGUCAGCUCAUUUUAUUUCCUUCAUAUAUGACACUUUACUUUGGUCUCUAUUGAUCUGGAUCUGCUUGGCUUGUAUAAAAUGUUAGCAUCUACGAAACACUGCCGUAUGGUCUCCCCCACAAUUACAACACAAAAAAAGGGAAAAAAAAUAAAUAAAUAAAUGCAUGAAUAAAUCCAAAAUAAAUAAAUAUAUGGGGAUAGGUACAUGGCCAUCAUUAUAUAAAGAGAGGUUUCAAGGAAAAACAUGUCACAGGAAUAAGAAACUUGGUAGCCUAUAUUUUUUAUUAUUAAUUGAAACCAUUGUAUUAAGGGGGGAAUUUAGCUUUAUUAGAUAUGUACAACAAGAGCAAAUACCUACAUAUCCUCUGGUAUAAUAACUUCAACUAUAUACAAUUAGGCUACACGUUUAAUUAUUUCGGUUUACUUUGUAGAACUGUUUUUCCUCUCGUUUGUUGUUUUUGCUUUUUUCGUUGGUGGAAGUUUACUUUUUAUAAUUAUCUGUGCACUGUGUGCAUGAUGAGAGAGUUUAUUCUUCUAUAUUUGCUCUGCUGAGGUUAGGUUUAGGUUUAUGUUUAGGCUAAAGUUUAUCUUUUCUAUCUUAUCUUAAGAAGGGAAAUUUAGGAGGCAAUCCCAAGAACUAAUGUUAGCGAAGACAGAAUUUUGCAUGUCAUAGAAUGACGUUUAUCACAUACCAGUCUGUUUUUUUGUGUUAUCAUAGCAACAAACAAUGUCUUUAAGGACAAGAGAGUAAACAGAAUUGAGAGCCUAAAAAAAAUGUGUCUUAUCAAAAUCUUGUAAAAACUUCCGUCACAAAGAGGUGACAGAUUGUUUUUUUAACAAAAGGCACAAAACAUGUGAACAUCUGGGAAUAAGACAACCAACUGGAUAUAGGGGAGAGUGGGGUAAGAUGAGCCAUUUUUUUCAUAUUUCUGAUCACGACAUCAAGACAAUCAUAGUUUUGUCUCUAACUAGUGCAUCUGUAUAUAUUUCAAGAUGUUGUGCAUCCCUGCAAACCAACAGAAUGAGUGUAAACAUAAUUGUCUUGAUAAUAUAUAUAUUCACCCAUGUGCUUCUAACCUUCACAGACUCCAUGAAUUGAUGCCCAUCUCCUAAAUAUUUGGUCACAUGAUCAAUUUCUUUUACCAUUUCCAAGCAACAGGGGGUGGUUCAACUUACCCCACUCUCCCACCUCUAUGUUGAGCAGACUUUUAAAAUGUAGCCUACCUCUUCAGCUUAGUAAAAGCCAAGCCCUCCUCUGAAAACUCUCUCUGUGCGGCUCUGGGGAGGGAGCGUCAUUCAGCUGUGGGCGUGGCUUCACAUGGAGCGCGCCGCACAUGAGACUGUGAACGAAGAGCAGUGGGGAGCGCACAAAAAAACGAGACAUGCACCUUUUCACUGACAUCAGAUCAUACUACUACUCUGCCAGCCGACUGUCCAAUCAGGUGGCCGCAUGCAGGCAUAGCGCUCCUGAGGCCGUCCAGUCAGCAGAUAGCAUGAGCUCUGCUCACCCUGUCUGCACUUGUGAUUGGAGGGCUGAGCUGCUGCCGAGGACGGAUUGGAAACCAGGGAGUAUGAAGAAGUUUUUGUCCGCAUCCCAUCUCUUUGCCUGUCUUUGAGCCUUGUUCGGAUGGGGGCAGCUGUUUUGAUUUAAGAACACUUCAGAAACUAAAUUCCCAAACCGAUGAUCGGUGGUUAUCAGUUUCUCGGACUUUGGGGUUUCCAAUAACCGGCAACUUCUAAUUUCCAAUCAUCAGGUUUUUUUUUUGGUUUUUUUUAAAUUCCUAAAAAUGUGGACUUUCUUGGGAAUAGCAAGCUUCACAUACCUUUACAAAAAAUCCAACACGUUUUUAACUUUGGCUUACAAAGAGCUGAUGAUAGCUGCGGUCUUAUUUCUCAGUGUCGGGCUGCUGUUCCAGGUCUUCAGGUGCUUUAAUGGCCAGAGGCUCUCAGGUUCGCAGGUCAUCCACCUGCCUCUGAGGCUCCUGUCUCGUUUACCUGUUAUCAACACUUUACUCCCCAAAACUUCAACACAGUGGAAGGAGAGAGCAGAGACCAACAGGGAGGAGGUAAAACCUUUUAUGAUUCGUCAGACUGAUUAUCCUGGGACUCUUUGUUGAGGCAUAAAACAUAUAUUGCGGGUAUAUUUUUUUAACUUCUUCAUAUGUAUGUUUGCUUCAUGUGUUCUGUCUUGUGUAGGACAAUUUUGGGCAAGACUGUUUUUUGACCCCAAAAACAACUGUCUGUAUUUGAGGAAACUUAUAGGAGCAUUUUUUAAUACCUACUUUUAAAAGGUUGAAACGUCAUACAAUAACUCUGCAUAAAUCACCUUAAACCGGGCCAAUCUCUGACUAGUAAUAUUUAAGAAAUUCAAUCUGUGGAUGAGAUUAAGUAAUAAUUUUCUAAAUUUGCACAGGCAAUUUUUUUAAGAGACAUAUUUAUUAUAAAGUAAGAAAUGUAUAAUUUCAGCAAGUGUCCUCUUCAACUACAACACAGUUCUUGCAUAAUGAGCAACUAUUGCCCUCUUUGGAAGUCCUUUUGUGUGUAUGCAUCCAUCCAUUUUAUGUUCACUUUGUUUUUGUGUGAAAAUCACGAAACUUCAGUUGUUUCUGGAGCCUUCCAAAUAAGUUCAGGUCAUCUGUAGUCGGUUAUAAUUUCUGUAAAACAAACAGCUGACAAAUCAAGUGAUAUAUAAAUGACAGGUGACAGAUUAUUGGCAACUCCCAACAACAGGAUGAUGGUGUUUAACAACUUCCUCUGCCAAUAUUGCAUUAGCAUGUAGCAUUAGCUGGAUUGUCAUGUUUUUUUUUCUAGUUAACACUGUGCCAACUUGGUUGUGUUAUUUUUCCUUUGUUAUUGUGUGACACAAAAUUUUUAGCUCAGUCCGUGGCUGCAUGCCAGCAUUAGCUGUUUUCUGACCAUGAAGCUUACAAUUUCACAAUGUGUUGUUUUGGUUUGCAAUAGUCAGGUUUCAGUUUUUCUGGUAACACUUCAUUUGAACCCACCUUUUAUAAUGCAUUAUUUGCAUUACAAAGCCUAAGAAAUACAUCUAUAAGGCUUUAUAACAAUUCUUAUGAUAACUCCAAAAACUAUUUAUAACAGCUUAUAGCAACUAAUAUAGUGGGAUUGGCUGUUAAGUAUUGAACAGCUCUGAUGCCAUACUCUUGCAAAUUUAAUCUGCAAACUGUUUCACUUUAAAAAUCAUUACAGGAAGUUAUGAAAGCUGCAGUCCUGCAGGCUGAUUCAAUCCAGGCUUUUCACUGUGUAACAUAUGAUUGUGCAUUUGCUUGAUUCCAGGGUCAGAGAACAAAGAGAGGGGUUAAAGUCGAGUCGUCUGCCUCACUAAGUGCCUCAAACGGUUGCCUUUCGAAGUCCUCAGAGCCUGAUGUGGUGAUAGUUGGGGCUGGGGUGCUGGGCUCAGCUAUGGCAGCCAUCCUAGCUCGGGACGGAAGGAAGGUGACAGUGGUUGAAAGAGACCUUAGGGAGCCUGACAGGAUAGUUGGGGAGCUACUGCAGCCUGGUGGAUAUAAAGCCCUUAAAGAACUGGGACUUGAAGGUGGGUGUUUGAGUUAGUUCACAGACAUUUCUAUAUUUUGCUUCAUUGUGAAAGUUUUUUUGGUAAAACCUCACUUCAGAAACAUUACUGUAAGCUAUUAUGAAUCCUUAUAAUCACUCAUAAAGGUUGUUAUAAAGCAUGAUAGAUGUAUUUAUAACGUAUAAAUGUGCUUAUUAUGCAUUAUCAGAGAGGGUUCAUAUAAAUAAUAAAGACUGAUGAAAGACUACCAAGAACUCUUAUGAUCAACAGUUCAUGUGACAACUACCAAAUGCAGGGGUUAUUUAGGAUAACAGGAUUGACUAUAGCCACUCUAAAAGGUGAAUGUUCAGUUUGAAUGAAUUAAUAUCCAAAGAUUAUUUCCUCUUCCAUGAACUUUAAACAUUCAAAAGCAAAUGUGUUCCACCAUGAAUGUGGGAAGUAAAACAGGAACUUUUGUUUUUGUGUUUGGCCUCAGGUUCAGUGGAGGGUCUGGAUGCUCACUUGGUCAAAGGCUAUGUGAUCCAUGACAUAGAGAGCAGCACAGAGGUGGAGAUCCCCUACCCUCAGGAGGAGGACAGCAUCCAGUGUGGACGUGCCUUCCACCACGGACGUUUCAUCAUGGGCCUCAGGAGACUCGCGCUGGCUGAGCCAAAGUGCAUACAUGUGAUAUAUAUGUUUAAAAGUAGUCCUGACAUAACAGAGUACAUAAAUAUCUUUUUUUUUUUUUAUUACAAUGUGUUGCUGACAUCUUUGUCUCUCAAACUGAAUCUGCAGUGUCACAUUCAUAGAGGGCACUGUGACCAGUUUACAAGAAGAGGAUGGUUGCAUCACAGGGCUUCAGUACAAGGAGAAAGAAACUGGAGACAUGAAGGUGAGAGGAGGAAACUCAGCUGUAACAUAUACUCUCCUGCCCAGUGUCCUCUUCACAUACAGUAAUACUUUCAGUGCAAAGUAAAUGAUCGACUGUUUCACCUUGUGUUCCUAAGGAAAUCUAUGCAGCCCUCACUGUGGUUGCUGACGGCUGUUUCUCCAAAUUCAGAAAGACUCUUAUCAGCGGGAAAGCAAAGACCUCUUCACAUUUUGUUGGAUGUCUUAUGAGGGUAAGUUCCAACCAGUUCUGUAGCCUGACACUUGAAAAAACCAAAAAAACUCAUCGGCAUGUAUUCGGAUAUAUUUAAAUUCAAUUUUAAGGAAACACAUAAAACAUUUUCAGGGAAAUUAUGACUUGCAUUUUUGUUGGAGUCAGUAUUCUUUUUUUUCCCUAUGUUUGAGUUAUCCCUGAAUUUUUUCAGGACUGUCCCCAGUUUAAAGCCAACCAUGCUGAGCUGGUGCUGGCCUACCCGAGCCCAGUGCUCAUCUACCAGAUCUCCUCCUCAGACACCAGAGUCCUUGUGGACAUCCGAGGGGAGAUGCCUCGCAACCUCCCAGACUACAUGGCAGAGAAGAUUUACCCACAGAUGCCAGGUAAGAGACAAAUGAAGAGAGCUUGAUUUUCAGAUAUCUCUAAGGUGUUUUUUUUCUGCUUACAAGUUCAAAAUCCAAACUGAUAUUUAGUUCUGUGUAUGGGUAAAUGAUAAAAGUUUGACACAUAGAAAGUUAUCCAGAAGAUUUCUAUUUGACACUGAUGCAGGUAGUAAUUUUCAUGUGCAGCCAAGAAAGCAACAGCUGAGGGGUUUGACAUUAAUAGCGCCCCCUGCUGUUCAGAGUUCAUCGUCUAGACACCUUCAUGUCAGCGUUCUCCUCAGGUGUAAGCCCACUGUGUUCUUCAUCCUUUAAACUGGGCUGCCUGUUCAUUUAUGUUUGUCCUCAGAGCAUUUAAAGGAACCAUUUAUGUCGGCCCUGCAGAAUGAGCGACUCAGGUCCAUGCCUGCCAGCUUCCUCCCUCCAUCCCCCGUCAGCAAGCCAGGUACAGAGGUGUUUUCUUUUUUUAAGGGAGAGAAACCAGGAGGAAAUUAAUGAACUGAUGGCAAAGAGUGUGACAUUUGUUUUGGGUAAAGCAUUGCAUGGAUUUGCUCAUAAGCGUAAAGUCUGGUAUACACUGUGAUUUGAAGCUGAUUCUGACCCGGUUUUGGAGACACAGAACUGCUCAGGAAGUCAGGCUGACUUUAUGCCCGGAUGGAAAUCAUUUGUCGUGCAGUGUACAGGGAGUCAUGAGUGUGGUUGAUGAAGUAUGUUAGAUAAUUUGGUUGGCUGACUGCACACUGUCGCACAAGGAUGCGGCAGCACAAGGUAUCAAACCAGUUGUUGAAAAAGCAAAACAAACAAACAAACAAACAAACAGACAGACAGACAGACAGACAGACAGACAGACAGACAAACAAACAGAACAAGUCCUUCAAACAACAAAAGAUAUUUCAUGAUACAUCUGUUAAACAUUGAAUAGGUUUUCAACUUCAUUUUUUUAGGCUUUUGUCCCUUUAUUGUAAAAGACAGGACACUGAACCGGACAUAGUGGGAAAGAGAAGAUAGAGUGCGGUGAGACAUGCAAGGAAAGAGCCACAGGCUGGAACCUGGGCUGUCCAUGAAGGAUACAGCCUCUGUAUACUGGAGCAUGCUUUGACCAUAAAACCAGAGACAGGCCACAUAAGUCCUCCAAUCCUUGUGUGAGGCUAAGCUGCUGACAGCUGUAAACAAUAUGUGCAGCCAGACGUGGAUGAUGUAUUGAUCUUCUCACAUAACUACAAGAAGUUGCAUUGGUCCCAUUAAUCUUGCACUUUGGAUACCUGUUGAAGCUGAGACAGCACAGAGCUUUGUUUGGGUAAUGACUAGUCUCAAACCUGAACUCGCAGGUGAGGUUUAAUCUGUCAAAACAUCAGGAAUAAAAAAGGGAAUCAAAAGGGAAGUAAGUCAUCUUCUGACUUUUCGGUCUAGCUGGAAUAUAACAAUACACGGGUUGAGAAAAAAGACAACUGUUUGUGUAUUUUAAAUGGGAAACAAUCAAUGUUUUUCUGCAGGUGUGCUUCUGCUGGGUGAUGCUUACAACAUGAGGCAUCCUCUUACCGGGGGAGGAAUGAGUGUUGCUCUCAAUGACAUUCGUAUCUGGAGGAAUCUGCUCAACAACAUCUCUGACCUGCACAACGACAGGGAGAUGCUGCAGGUCAGCACGGGGCAAAACCAUUUUCAUUUACAUUUACCCCGCUCUAUUAUUCCUUCCUCUGAGAGAAAUAUCAAAAAUAUGGCUUUUAAUUUCACUUUUUCAUCCUCGUUUUCAACAGGCAAAGAAAAAAUUCCACUGGGAACGCAAGUCAUCACAUUCUUUUGUGGUUAAUGUUUUAGCCCAGGCCCUGUAUGAGCUGUUUGCAGCCACUGACGGUGAGUCAACCCCCACCUCUGCCAUCUAAUCCACAUCACAGAGUGAGAACAAUCAGUCAAAAUUAAACAACGUUCUGCAUUAAAGAAGUAAAAUGAUUAAAAACCUGCAAUCUUAAACAUAUUUGAUUCUCACCGUGCUCUUUCUGUGCUGUUCUACAGAUUCUCUUCAUGAACUCAGAAACGCCUGCUUCAAGUAUUUCAAGCUAGGUGGAGAGUGCAUUGCUGGGCCUAUUGGACUACUCUCAGUGUAAGCAUUGAACACUACGCUUCACAAAAGCAUAGUAUACAGAAAAACGUGCCAAUAUGAUCCACUUGUAUUCAAAGGGAAACAGCCUGCCAUAGCAGCUGUCAGAACCUUUUAGUAUUUAAUGUGGUUGUAUUUGUGUCUCUUUGAAGCCUGCAGACCAAAACAACUGAUCAGUGCAAUACAAGUAGAAGAUCAGAUGCCAUGUCCAAGAAUAGAGCAAAAUGAAUAAGGGCCAUAUUUUAUCACAGAAACAGUGGGACACGGUUAUUAAGUUUUAUCUCACCUCAUAACUAAGACAAACCUGUAUUCACAUAUUGGACAAUCACUGUGGGGCUUGACAAAAGAAAAACUCUGUGACCAUCACUUUAAGGCCAAAUGUCUGCUUCUGCUUUUCUCCAUUGACAGUAUUACAGAUCUGCCAAGUCUCUCCAACCCCAUGCAGCAUCAUAAUUGUGCUUUUAUCACUCUGAGCUUCACUCAUCCUGUUGUUACUUCUUUAUUUUUCGAGAGCUAAUUUUCUGAUUUGGGUAUCAGGCAAAUAACUAAUCCUCGUCUUGGAUAGAUAGAUGGAAAGAUUGGUCAAUCUAUUUUUUGAAUACGUUUUAGCAACUAAACAAUUUUGUUUCUGUGCCCAGGUUGUCUCCCAAACCCAUGACCCUUAUUGGACACUUCUUUGCAGUUGCACUGUACGCAAUCUACUACAACUUCAAGUGUGAGUCCUGGAGCACCAAACCUCGGGCUUUCUUCAAGAGUGGAGCCAUCUUGUACCGUGCCUGCACAGUCAUGUUUCCACUCAUCUACUCUGAACUCCAGUACCUGGUGUACUGAGAAGAAUACAGGACAUCUGGACAGAAGGAGACCAAACAGGAAAUAUAAAUGACUUGAUCAGAAGUGCUCUCUGUUGUGCAUUUGAAUCACGGUUGCCAUAUUUGUACACUUUUCCUUGACCACAAAUUUAUUUUAAUGUUUACAGUGCUUUUUUGUGAUAAUGAUAUGAUACAAUAAAACACACCAGGGUUUAGCAGACACAUCCCACCUUAUCAAAAGGGUUAUAAUUGGGGUGACUCUAUUCUGACUACGUGGGGCAGAGUCACAGAGUCGGGUCAAGUUGAGUGUUUUUUACACGCUUCUAACUCAGUAAGUCCACGCGAAACAAACUCAAAACUUCCAUACAAAACCCCGGACAUUUGAAGGAUCUUAUGAACUCUCCCAGACAAGGCUGGACAGCCCCCCAAAAAGAGGACAUGUCUGGGUAACAGAAGACAUAUGGUUACCCUCGUAUAACUAUGUGCAGGACUAACAGGGAUGUGCAAAAUCCUGUGGCAGCGACAUUGAUACUUGAUGUAGAUCAACUGCCCUUCCCUCCUGCCCUCACCCAUCCUUCCGUUCUGUGCUGUCCUGAAUCUUUCUUAAGCUAAAAUAUUUGUCCACAAGUUAGCUUGCAGCCUAGCAACCCCCAGAGAUUCAGAUUUUACUAUUUGUGUCUAUCAAAGCACAGCUGAAAUUGACUUUAAGUGUAAAUGAAACCAGACAUAAGGGUUCAGAUGUCUUAAUUUUAUCUCUAAAGGUGCUUUUCAAACAAAAACACCAAGAGCCUUUAGUUCCAGGGACCUUUAAAUGGUCCCUGUUGCCCAUUGUAGUCUGCGUGUUCCCACUGGGGGCUUGAAAUAAUAGAGGGUUGAUGCUGGACAUCUUUGCCCAGGUCAUGGGGGACAAUGUCAAAGUGAGGGAAAGUGAAAGAUUUGUGUGUUGACUAAAGGAUGGUGUCCUAUUUGUUAUCAGAUACGAGUCUCAACUUGCUGCCAGGCCAACCUUAUCCUGUCCAGAGGUGACCAUGUCAGCAUCAAGAUGUUAAAAUUUUACUGUACUUGACAGUGUGCCUUUAGACAGUGACUCAGAGGAAAUAAAAGAAUCAAAUGGGUUAGAGUUGAGUUCAGAAUGAAAACAAGGUAAAUUUGAGUGAUUUGUCUGAUCUCCAACUACCUGAAGAAGUGUGUGUGUGUGUGUGUGUGUGUGUGUGUGUGUGUGUGUGUGUGUGUGUGUGUGUGUGUGUGUGUGUGUGUGUGUGUGUGUGUGUGUGUGGAGGGGUAGUUCAGUGAAAGAAAUAAAGCAGCCUUCCUCUCAUGUUUGUAGACCAUCGGAUGCCUUGCCAGGUCCAAAAAGCAGAGUCUGAACACAAAGAGGUGAUCGCCUUAAUUAUAAGGAAGGUAUGUACAGUAUGUAGUUAAAGGACUUGGCCCUGCUUCUCGGCAUGAUCUGUUCAAGACAAAAUGUUACGGUCCAGCCUUGCUAAACAAAACUGAAGCUAGCACCUAAGGUGAACUAAAAAAUAAACCCUCAAAAUAGAUAAAAAUUUAAAAAAGCUAUUAUAGAAACCUUUUUAAUCUUAUUUACAAAAUUGGUUGAAUGAUUGACAGUCAAGUGAUAAUGUGAAUAAAAAUGUUAGGACUGAUCGUGCACAGGCAACACAUAUUAGUGACCACUAGAUGGCGAUGACUCACAGCUGAUAAAUAUAGGCCUAGUUUAUCAGACUGUUUCCCAUAAGCUUCAAAUAGGACGAACUUGAGACUGUGCAAGUAUGUUGAAUCCCUGAAAUGACAAUAACUUAAAGGACAAUUUCAAAAUCAAACUUAAUGUCUCAGAGUAUGGCAAAAUAGAGCACAGAUGGCAUACAAAUGCUAAAGGAGUUUGGGUUUAAUGGAAUUUAAUGGAAAAGGCUUUUGAUUGGACUUUUCAGUCAUCCAAACCUUUACACUCAAAAGGACAUUGAGGUUUCUCUUAUUUCUAAUGCUACGAUAACAUGUGCAAUUCAAAUGAAGGAAAACAUGUAAAUUCUGUAGGGGAAGAGAGAACUUUAAUCUUUAUAGUGAGUUCGAGAGUUUUCCAUGAGUUUGGGGCAUUUAAAGAAAAUGCAGAUUUAUAAAGUUCAGUGUGAGAACAAGUGACUUUGUAAACCAGCUAAUCAGAAAAAAAAGAGUCCUGUAGGUUUCAUAAUUCCCACUACAAUAAGUUUGUGAUAUAAGGAGGCAGUUCACCUUUACGGGCCUUAAAAAUAUGUUUAUACCUGAACAGAAUCAGCACCACAUUACAAGAUAGUGUCAUCAGCAUAAACGUGAGCAUAACCAUUCAAAGAAUUGAUGCCGCUAAUGUGGAUAGCGAAGCGCAUGGGGCCUAGAAUUGUGGUAUGCCUUUAUCAAUAAAGAAAAACUUAAAAUUUUGCCGGAUGUAUUUUGACACACUGGUGUAUUUUAAAUUAACAGUUCUACACUUCUUCUAGUAUGCAACACCUGAACUUGAAAUUAUGUUUAACUACAAAGUGGCAGUUUAAAGACUCUUGAUGGUCCUUUUAUAAUAAUUCAAGUGCUUGUAUAAUAAAUAUUGAUUGAUUUCAAACCAUUUUGGAUUUUUUUCUCCCCCAUAUAUUAAGCAGUUGUAAACUAUCAGUACACCUAAAAACUCUAGGGCGACAAAUUAAAAUAAAUACAUAAAAAUAUUCUGUGCUCCUGAGAUUGAGAAAAAUUAAAAAACAAAAAUGGUGCAGAGUUAAAUUUGGAAAU